UUCUCAUUCUCUAUCCCCUGUUCUCAAUCCUCUCGAAGCAUAUUCUCGCUCUUCUCUCUCUCUCUCUCUCUCUCUCUCUCUCUCUCUCUCUCUCACUUCUUCUAGGGUUUCUCCCUGUAUUGUGGAAAGGAUCUCUAAUUUGUGCGGUGGAAGCGAUCAUGACGAUCUCGAUGGUGGGGAUGGUGUCGCCGGCGAGCGGGUUGGCGGGGAGGUGGCGGAGGAAGAGGGCGGAGAGGGGUGGAGGUGUGAGGUGCUCCGCCGCCGCCACGGGGGGUCUAACGGAGCAGUAUAGGACGCUCAGGAUAAGGCCCGGGGCGACGGAGAGCGAGGUGAAGAGGGCCUUUCGGCAACUCGCGCUUCAGUAUCACCCAGACGUUUGCAAAGGGAGUAAUUGUGGUGUUCAAUUCCAUCAGAUUAAUGCGGCUUAUGAUAUUAUUAUGGACAACUUAAGGCAAGCCGAGGAGGCGCCGGAAAAUUCGUGGGCCUCGCCGGAGUGGAGCGAGGACGGCUACGGCGACGAGCCGAUGCGGGGGAUGUGUGACUCAAGCUGGGACAUGUGGGAGGAGUGGAUGGGGUGGGAGGGUGCAGGAAUUAGAGACUAUUCUUCUCACAUCAACCCCUACAUUUGAGCUUGAUUAGCUCUUUCAAAUUUGAGCUUGAUUCGCUCUUUCAAAUAACACAAAGCCCUUGUUAAAUCUCAGGGGUUUCUCUUUAAUAAGAACCAAUGUAAAUAGUCUCUCUACAUAUUGGGCAUCAGAUAGAUGCUUAUGUAUAUAUACAUAACAUGUUCAAAUAACGUUUUAUGGUCUUUCCUCUUUUUGUUGGGAAAGUAUUUAUUAGUAUGAGAGUAAUUGUUCUUCACAAUUGUGAAGCAUUGUGUGUGUAAAUUGCAAUCCUUAUUAGCAGUUUAGUUUCCCUAGAUUCUAAUUGGCUUUUCUCUCAAUGUUACAAUGUCAUUUGCCCAGUGAAUACGUAAUUUUGAGGGGGCUUUUCUCUCAAUGUAACAUACCAGAUUGGAUAGUGAAUAAACUAUUAUCUU
This is a messenger RNA of Ananas comosus (pineapple), 1039 nucleotides long. RefSeq names its product chaperone protein dnaJ 8, chloroplastic-like. The record is from RefSeq and is a predicted model, not a curated record. The coding region runs from base 159 to 629 and encodes 156 amino acids. Lineage: Eukaryota; Viridiplantae; Streptophyta; Magnoliopsida; Poales; Bromeliaceae. The transcript is spliced from 4 exons.